Coregonus sp. 'balchen' is the source of this 22482-nucleotide messenger RNA. The record is from the annotation of a GenBank genome assembly. NCBI's taxonomy places the organism in Eukaryota, Metazoa, Chordata, Actinopteri, Salmoniformes, Salmonidae.
CCACGGGGAUCAGUAUGAAAAAAGGUAUGACAAUGUAUGCACUCAAACUGUAAGUAGAUGGACUGACUUAAACUGUAAGUAGAUGGACUGACUGAUCCAAUGGACUCCCUCAGUCCCUUUUAAAUGCAUCUGAUUUGUUGGGUAUGCUGUUUCACAUUAUGCUUUAGUUGUCCUGUAUACUGUAUGCCACCGCUGCAGAGAUGUCCCCAGGCCUGGCUGCUCUGACAGUGGGCUGUGACUCGGGGGACCUGGGCUCCCUGUCCCGUGUGCAGCUCCUGCUCCUGGACCGGCCGGACCCUGUGGAGCCCCACUGGCUCUCUGGUCAGGACGAGUACUCCCCAACAGAGGACAGAACAACGGGCCACACAGCGGAGCUCAGAGCCAGAAGACCUCUUAGUCCAGGACUCUCUACUACAGGUAUCCCUGAUUUACAACUCAACACCCAACCCAGUCUGUGAUUUGUUUGUGAGUCAGUGAAUGUGAUUGAACUGGCACGUCUUUAUAUACACUGUGUUUGAGACAUUGUCUCAGUAAGAUUACUUGAUGUAAACUCACACCUUUGACAGUUUCUUUUGACAGUUACAAUGAGCCAAACUAUGACCUUUGAUAGAAACAGCAAAACCGUUGAUUUCAUAACAGGGAAAAUCCAGACUUGUGUAGAAUAGGCUGGACAGGGGAAUACCAAGCUGCGUUAUGGGUGUGUGCCUGCCGGUCGUUGGUCGGCCUUGAGAGUAAUGUCUUUACAGUGUGAACCGCCUCUCAUCUGCUCCCAGGCAUGCUGCUGCAGGCUCGUAACUGAAAGGCCAUAAAGAUAUGGAGGCUCAUUUCUGGCUUUGGCAGAACGUUUUAUUGGGAUAUGAUAUGCCAUAUGAAUAAAGAUCAAACCGGCUCGCGUUUAUCAUUAACCUGGAAACCUCAGCUCAGACACACCGACAGCUAAUUUAAAAAAAAUAUUUUAACAAUGGCACAAUCUGGAUGUGAUUGUGUCUGUGCAGCGUGUGCAUAUCAGUCUGGGUGAUGCAAGAAAUACCAUAGAAAGUUUACCAAACAUCAUAUAAAGUGCUAAAAGGAAUAUAAGUGGUCGAUUAGCAAACAGUUGGAAAUAAGCAUCUCAUUUAGUAGUUCUAUAGGCAAACAACAUAUGUGUAACUUGUUUUCCAUGAUAUUAAUAAUACUAUUGCUCAGUGUGAUGCUUCUCCUGUGAAUUGGCAAUGUGGCCUUGAAUACAGUCAUUGAAUCAAACUAAUUCCUCUUCACUCAGUGACAUAUCACUGUGGCUUGACUGGAGAUGUAGACAUUGCAGGGGGCUAGUCUGUCUGUCUGUCCUCUAGAUGUGUCUCCAGAACAAUGUUUUCCCAUUCUGUGUUUGCACCUGACACGCUUCUGGGAGACAGGUGUUCCUCCAGGGUUUUCCCCCUCUAUUUAUAUCAGUAUUUGCAGAGUGAUUAGGAACCAUACUUUUAACUAAUACAUGGCAUUACUCAUAUCUGUGUACGCACUCAAACACAAAGGAAAACACACACGCAAGCAAGUGCCACGGGCACGUUGGCACACGCACACACUAUCUAUUCAGUUUGUGUCUUCAGAUUGAUGGUGUGUGUGUGUGUGUGUGUGUGUGCCUGCCUGCAUGGAUGGAUGUGUGUGUUGUUGUCAGGCGACCUGCGGCCCCUCACAGCUGGCAGCUGUGGCGACGGCAGUGUGUCUGAGAGGUGUGUCGCUACAGGCAAAGUCCAGGGACAGGGUGAGCACACAAUGGUGAGUGUCUGUACCCCCUCCUCAAACUACCCCUCACAACAACCCCUCUGUGGCUUUCAUCCGUCUUUGUAAAAUACUAUUGCACAUUGUUGUUUAAACACUGACUAUACCAACACAAAGACACUGACUGAGACAAAGACCUAUAUUUACAGUAUAAACUUGAACUGGCAUGAAUUUGUAACUGCCAUCCCGGAUCAAGCAGCCAAAUUGUUGUUGAUCAUUGAAACACAAUAUAACAACAUUGAGAGAAGUGUGCAGUGCAGCAGGUGCGUAGUUAAUCAGUCACAGGCCACCGGAGGGAGAGGCUGAUGACUGUACCACUGAAAGAGCAGAGCAGACAGACUUUUACACCACGUUCUGCUCAGCCCACUGCUCUAUCCUAGGGGGGGUCCACGCACUCACACUCAGAUGUGGCUCUAUACAGGGGAGACUCUUUUGGAGGAUGCGCCGCUGGUGGGAUGGAUCAGACAGGGUCAGGGGUGAGGGGUCAGGGGGUAAACGCAGCGCUGCGAGUGUCGGGGUGCAGUGGAAUGGAUGCAGGUGCUCCACGCGAUAGACUAUUCAUCUCCUCUUUAUGAUAGAUGAGAAAGCUUCCUCUGCUCUCUGAAAGGCUCAAUGUGCCUUAUAAGCCCCCUGUGAUUAUGUCUAACCACAAUGAAGCGUUCUGAGUACCCGGGGCAUGAUUCAUGUUAGGCUAUUUGCAUAAUGCACCACUACUACACCACAGGUUUAGAGUCUAGUGUGCUGGUACGGGAUUGGCACACAUUAUGUGGUUAUAAUGUGAUUUAUUUUUUAGUAAUAGUCAUGCCUGAUUGGUCUAUGUAGAACACAGGUCAGACUGAAUAAUGUGAUCGUGGUGUUGCGGUUUUAUGCUUGUGUUUUCAGAAGUGCCACACCGAGGAUGGUUCCAGGUCACCAUCGUCAUGGAUCAGUGAUUCCAGUCCAUCAGACAUCAUAUCCGGGUCCACCAGUUCCCAAUGCGAGUCCUGCUGUGGUACUGCAUCACCCAUAUCACUCUUAUCACAUCCACACCUAAUGAAUAGGAUUUCUUAACAACCUUAUUGAUUUUCCUUCCAAAUCGUUAUACUUCCGUUUGCUCUGCAUAUUAUGCAUUCUAUCCUUCUCUCUAAACCUAAGCAUACAUCUCUGUAAACUCUUAACAGCUAUCUUUAAUCAGUCAAUACCUACAAGAGGCUGUCCUUAACAUGAGGGUUUGGUCUGUCCAUACUAGAGCGGGUCUUCUUCAAAGCCAUUGUGUUCUUACUGUCACCGCUGUGUUUGGCCGUGUUACUCUGCAUCCGGUACACUUAAGCCUGAUAAUCCUCGGUAGAGCUGGCUGGCGAGCAGAGUGGUCCUCUCCUGUGUGGCCGUCUUGUGUACACUGAUGAAUAAUGGGUUCAAAGGCAGAGCAAGUGCAGUAGGACCACAAACACAGAGAAAACAGGCUUCACAGGAAGGAAAUGGAAAGGAAGGAUCAUUUGGGUUUGACUUAACCCCUUCCUAUUUCUCUCUCUUCUGUGAUGCAGAGAUAUACUAUUUUUUUAGCUAAAACUUUCUUCCCAUUCAAUUUCUCUUUUUCCCUCUUCCUCCUCUUCACUUUCUCCUUCUCCUUUUUUGUUCUUCCUCCACCUCUGUUUCACCAUAUCUGUCCUCAGCCUGUGAUCAUGUCAUGUGUUUUAACGCUGAGUGACUCUCCUGUAUCAGUCAUUGUGUUAUGUUGGCCCUAAUGGCCCGUGGCUUGCUGUGUUGUGCAUCAGUGACAGCACCAUUACAAACCCAGUUGUCAUACCUGUGAUUCAACGGCCAUGCAUGAGGGCCACUGUGCUCAGCCAUUAACUACGACCAAGGGCACAGCGACAUGUAACAUGUCCUCUUGGCUCCACUGCUUAAUGUCUGAUGUCAGGACACCAUGACUGGUGGGUUACACUCACUGGACAGAUACCAGGAGCUUUGUCACAUGACUACAUCUAUGUUAACUUACAGAUGGGGAGGAGUCCGAGGGAAGUGACCAAACCAGCCAGGCCCCUACCACCCUGAAUGAGAAGCACACGGGUGAGUGACAUUUUAGUGAGAUGUCUUAAUAUGGGAUAGUAAAGUUUUCCCACUGUUUUAUUACCUCUAUUUUACAUGCCAGCAAUGGAACUCUCAUAAUGCUCAUUGGACAUAAGACAACUGUUUGUUGUGUUGGAGGCCUAAACAUCCCGAAACCCCAAAAUAUGGUUUUAUUUACUGCAGCUCUGGGAAAACAAACUUGUCAAAUAAAAAGAAGAUGUCAUCCCAGAUAUCCUUGGUGAUGGUCUGUGUGCUCUGGGACAAUGACCUCUGGGAGGCCAAAGACAUGGUCAGAGCCCAGGAGAGGGUCAUGGGGAGGGUGCUGAGGGGUGAGCCCCGGGGUCAGCGAGCCUUUGAGCGUUGCCCAGUGUGUGGGAUGGCUUUGUGUGGCCAUAGGUUAGGUGAGAUUGGGUUUCCAAGGGGAGAAACGGGGCAGUUAAAACUCUCAAUAGAGCUCCCUAAGUAGUCCAUAGAAUUACACUGUUACGACUCAAUGUGACACUAUGGGGACAGCGUUGUAGGGUGACAGCAUGGUGUUCCAGUAUGCAUUUACGAAUCCAAUAAGGACUUCGACCUAAAAGUAUGUAUCCAAAUAAAGAAAAUACGACAAGUGUGAAAUACAGACCCUGUUGUCGUAGUUAUCAGGUUUUGUCAUAACAGGUUUAUAGCUUCAUAAUGUGGCUUGUUCAAAACAAUGUCCACCCAUGCAUGAACUAAUAGGCUGAACACAGGCAAAUGGCACUUAGGUGAUUAUUUUUACCCAGUCAGAAUAAUAAGAUGAGAUAAGAUAUGUGGUCUAUCCCCAGUGAGCUCUAUGAUAAGGUAUUGGACCCCCUCUCUGUCAUAAUUCAUUCAUAGGUACUAUAAUCCCCCUCAUAAUUGUUUUCAUGACUGUUUCAAUUCUGCCCGGUCACUCCCGUGUUCUCCCCAGAGUUUAGCAUUCAGCUGUUACUGAAGACGUUAGCGCCCUAAAUGAGUGUUGUGAUGGGCUGGGGCCACAAAGAGGACUAAUCUGGACUGACCCUGGUAGAUUGUUCCGGAAGGCUUCGGGGAGCCGCUAGCUGGACAGAUUAGGGCCGGUGAAAGAGAAGGGAAAGACACUGGAGCAGAGAUUAGUCGUGUUCCAAGCAGGAUGGUUUCCCCCCCAGAGGACCACACACUGACAAUGUAGCUGUGUCACCAUUGUCUCUAAACCACUGCCACUGUGGGCUCAGCGGCUAUUGUCUCCUCCGAAAUCCACCAUCGUUUUCUCUCCCUCCUUGUCCUUUUUCAAACCUGGAUCCAUCCAGGCCCUUUGAUUGGCACUUGUCAGCGGCUGAUAGAGAGGAUCACGUGUUGGGAAACGAACAGGCCGAUAAGGAGGCCGAGGAGGCCUGAAAAGGACAAUCCCUCCCUAUGAAUAAUAAUCUGGAAGGAUUUGCCUUUUUUCUCCGCCCCUCCCUUUAUUCUUUCUUCUGGACAGAUAGAGGAGUCGAGGCUCUGGGUGGCAUCGGUGAAUGACACUGAUUGUCUCACUGACGCUCAUCCCUUUCUCAAACACACAAAGAAAAAGAUACAAGUCCGACCUUCUUGCCUCUUCCUGGUGCACUGGAUGUUGGGGUCUUUCUGUGUGCAGGGGCAGGCGAUGUGUGUGUUUUUGUGUUCAGGGGCAGAGCCGGCCAGAGGGAGGGUGGUGUGUGGUUUUUUGUCUUCGGUGGCCUUUCGAGAUCAGGGAGGGGAUUUGAAUUGGCUACACACAGCCAAAUCCAGCUAUCUGCCAUGAUUCAGAUGGCUCUGUUGGUAUGGUAACCUGGUCUGUGUGUUUUAGAUGGUUUCUAAGCAGGCCACUGUCUUGUUUCCAGCUUGAACUGACCAGUAAUCACUCCCCAGCAUUCAUGGAUUAGGCCAUGUUAGAAAAGGAGCUUUUAGAAAGGAAGGUCCUGAAUAAUUUGAAGCUUUUACUUUGUAUAAAAUAUGUCUCAGAGUGGCAAUGUUUAAAAUGACCAGUCUAGUUGGGUACAUCUUGUCCAAUAAUGAACAUAAAUAUAUUAGGAAAUAUGUUUAUGUAAUAUGUUAAAGCGCUUGCACAAAUGCAUCAUUUCAGAUAACAAUUGAACUAACAUUUUGUCACCCUUCCUUCUAAUUUCAUAGUGUAUAGGCUUGCAUUAUAUACAGUAUGAUAUCUUUUGUAUUAUCCAUCUCCUUGGUCGUUCCAACUUCGUUUAAAUAAAUAAUCUAAACAUGAUUGAUGUUGCACACAAAUAAAUAUUCUAGACAGAAUGAUACAUUCUAUGUUGUAUCGGUGGAGUGGAUUUUACUACCCAAAAGCCUUUGACAUUGAGAAUUGUGCCCCACACAGAAACUGAAGUAGAGAUGUGAUUGUGUUCAAGACGGACUGUCAAAUGAGACAUGACUAUAUCCAGCUGAGCUGCUGACCUCUGACCUUUCAGCACGAUAUAUGAUAUAUGAUGACAGUCUAUGACGUUUUUGAUGAAAGAUAGUUCUGAACCUUAUCACUCUGUUGGUCAAGCUUUCUCCUGAUCGUAAUGACUAACUAACACCAUCCUAACGCUAAAAUGCUUGAAACUCAUUUGAUUCAUGUCUUAUGUGGUAACACAGGUAACGCUCAUGGUAAAGAAUGACUACUAGAGUGUAAAAAAAAUAAGGAAAUUGUAUUCGCAAUCCAAGCCUCAAUGUAGUUUGAGUCUUCAUUGAUGGCACUCUUUGUCCCUGCGCCUCCAGGCCAGGAAGUGCAUUAUUCUGACUUUUCAUUGGCAGAUAAUGGGACUCCUAAUUGGGGGCCAGUGCCAAAUCGACUGAGUGGUUACGUUUCCGAAGGGUGUCCCUCUUUCAGUUAGGAUGUGAAAAGAUCAGAGGAGUGGAGAUGUGAUGUGACUGGGAUGUUUAGGGAGGACAAAGAGAUGAACAUGUGUGUUUGUGAGGGAAAAAAAGGAGAAGUGGUUGCAAAGUGAGCUUUCUUAAGUAGCAAGAUAGAUGUACACAAAUGCAGAACACCUAGCAUGUUGACUUUCAAAGUGCUUUGGUGGAACUCUACUAGACACACAACAGUAAUAUCAAACCAAGUGGGUCAGCAUCAUGAAAAUACAAUAAUCAGUGAAUGAGCACCAGAAACAAGAAGGUACCAUACCAUAACCAUAAAUAGUGUUAGUUCUAAUAUAUCUGCUUAUGGGGAUAUGACUGCAAUAUGAGGACCUCUCAGACUCAGAUGGGCUUUGAAAUCUGCCCAAUGCCAUGAGAUUACUCUCCAUCUCAAUGUGGUCCUAUGAAAAUGUGCAUCUCUAUGUGUCCCCAUCCAGGCCCCAGCCCAGACCAGGGGGGUCCAGUGAAGGAGGAGCCUGGUUGCCCUGAUCAGGGGGAGCGAGGCUGGGCUUCCACCGGGGGCAGGAGAAGGCCCGGGAGGCUGGAGCGCAGGAUGAGGGAGAAGGAGAGAAAGAUGAAGGUGCUGAACAUCUACUCCAAACUCCAGGACAGCGGACCCCUUCAGCCCAGCCGCAACAGGGGCCGCUCCAAGUUUGAGGACUGUGAGUGUAUCAGUGUAUCCAUCCUCCCUCACACAUUUAAAACCCAACACUGCUUACCGACACACACUGAUCUGCCCACUGCCUCUUACCAUAAGGGAGCAUUUUAGCAAAACACAAACACAUUUACGCUCAACACUGCGGCCUCUCGACUUUUUAAAAUAAUUAUUCUCCCCCACACAAUUUUCCUUUAGUCCAGAGCACAGCACUUGAUUUCACCAUUUCAAUUAGCUGCUUUGUAAACUAUGGAGGACUAAAAGUGCCACAAUUAAAUAAAUAAAUACACCAUUAAAUAAUUACUUAAAUGUGUCAUUAAUUAAUUCAAAUUAGAAUUAAAUACAUAAAUGUGUAAUUAAAUGUAUCAUUAAUUAAUUCAAAUACCGAUUCAUUUUAUGUAAAAUACAUAUAUAAUAAUUUCACUAUUUACAUUUACAUUUCAUGGUCCUGCGUUGGAGUGCUUCCUGAAUUACUUAAAACUGUCAAACUGACCCAUCAAAAGUUGGUAGGCGGAACCUAACGCCUGAUUGGUUACCCUCUGCAUCAAGCCAAGACAAAUCAAUUCCGGAUAAUGUCAGCAGGUCCUGCUUCUACAUCCUCUGCUAAGUUUAAAAUGUCUCUAACCAACUCCCUGGAAAGUUCACGGAGAUCCUCCAUUGUCUCUAUCCAGGUUGGCCUACUCUACUUCAGACCAAAGCAAUGGAUCAGACUAGAUUCGCGUUAGCCCCGCCCACUGACUUUGAUGGGUCAGUUUGACAGUUUUAAGUAAUUCAUGAAUCACUGCAAUGCAGGAUCAUGAAAUGUAAAUGUAAAUAGUGAAAUAAUUAUAUAUGUAUUUUACAUAAAAUGAAUCGGUAUUUGAAUUAAUUAAUGAUACAUUUAAUUACACAUUUAUGUAUUUAAUUCUAAUUUGAAUUAAUUAAUGACACAUUUAAGUAAUUAUUUAAUGGUGUAUUUAUUUAUUUAAUUGUGGCACUUUUAGUCCUCCAUAGUAAACAGGAGUUUACCCUGAAAUUCUUCAGUUUCUCCCAAGUGUCUAAUUUCUGUCAUGCCACCCAUUGUCACUGUGCCGGGCCUGGCAAGUCCCACAAUGAGCCUGUACACCUCAGGUCAAGGUUAAGAAUGGUCAAAGGGUCAGGGUUUCUCCUGUGUGCACAACCACUUGUCUGAUUGGACAGGUUUGUUCAGCCAGUAAUGAACAAAGAGGAAGAUCCCUGCAGCUGUCCUUCCACACAACAAAAGAAAGGUUAUUACCAAUUGAUGUGUGUGUGGUGGGGGGAGGGGAGAGUGAACUGUUUCUCUUUCAUAAGUGUGUAUUGGCUACAACUAUAUCUCAGUUCUCAGCUCUUUUUAUAUUUUUAGCAGUUGUCUUCACACAUCAUGUUUAUGUCUGCUGGUGUUAUUUUCUGUUUGUCUUUGUGGCUUUGUGCGAUAAUGAGUGUCAGUACGUGUGUGUGUGUGUGUGCUGCAGCCCCUCGCUCAGACACUUGUAAACAUGUCCCCUCAUUAGGGCUGAAAGGCACUAAUUGGCCUUAAUUGGCACCCUCUUCGCCUGGCACUGACCACUGGCCAACGCACUCCUAAAAUAGAGACGCCUCUCUACUCUCCCUCGUUCCUUUCUUCCUCUCCUCCUCUAUGCACUUUUCUCCCACUUUCUUCCUUUACUUCCCCACUCAUCCAUCCAUCCUUCCAUCCAUCCAUCCUUCCAUCCAGCCAUCCUUCCAUCCAGCCAUCCUUCCUGCCUGUAGACAUUUACUUUCUCUAGUGCCUCUGUUUGUGCCAUACUCCCUGUUUCCUAUCAGAAGUACAUGACUGGGCUAGCACAGUAGUAGAGAGACUGUAGAUUGUACACAGGAAAGAGUACAUGACUGUGUUAUCACAGUAGUAGACAGACUAUAGAUUGUAUACAGGAAGUAUAAGCAAUAGCAGAGUGAUGAUUGUUUUCAUACAGAUAAGAGCGGGGUCAGGUCUGAACCUCAGUGUUUUCCUAGUAGGCUAGGAACAUACAAUGCCUGUGUUGACUGAGUGCAUGAUUGUUUUGGAUACAUAUGCAAGAGGGAUGACUGUAAGUGCAUUCAGGGAGACUGGUGUCCGUUCUGAGCUCCAUUGUGUGCUGUUGUCCCAUGGAGUGGUUCUCAGUAGCUGUACCUGUGCUGCUGGCGUCAGUGACUCACUCUGCCAGGGUCUCUGAUGAAUGUCAGUGUUGAUGGGGAACACCUGGCGGCCCCGUGACUGCUCCGCCUCAGCCCCGCCCCCUGGACGCCACUCAGCCUCCCGUGUAUUAACGCUCUAUUGAGGUAGAUGGGGAAUCCGCUGCACUCGUGUUUGCUCGGUUGUUUUCACCGCAAUGAAUAGCUUCUGAAUGAAUGAGCAAGGGAGACCAAUCACUUAGAAUAGUGUGUGUGUGGGUGUGAGUGUGUCUGCACGCAUGCGCCUGUGUGUGUAUGUGUGUGUGUAUCUGUGUGUGUGUGUGUUGGUGUGUGUGUGUGCAUGUGCGCUAGGGUACAGUGCCUUUAUGUAACGGCUGUUUGCUCAGCCUUUGGUCUAGAAUACCUCUGUGUAUUUACCAUUAGCGCCAAAUGACUGGACAAACAAACAGCCAGCCUAUUGAUGAGCAGCAGCGUGGAAUAUGCACGCUCGCUGUUUUCAAAGAGCGCAGAGAAGGAGAGAGGCAGAGAGCGGCAAAGAGAAUCUGUCAAAGACUCUAUUAUAUUGUGUCUAAACAGAGAGGGCCCUCCACAAUGGCCUUAUUAAUGGUACAAUGUCAAGGAGAGCCUGGGUAGUAAUAACACAUGAUUUGGCUUUGUCAGGUUAUCAGUACAGAUCAGUUAUAGCAGAUGAUUAGAGGCUUUGAGGACUUAUCUUUUUGGAUCUGUGUGCGUGCGUGUAUGUGUGUGUGUAGCGGCGCUGGGCGAUUGGACGUAGGCGUGUGUAUGUUUGUUUGUGUGUGUGUGUGUGUGCGCGCCGUGGUUUGUGGUGAGGUGGGUGGCGUGCUGCCAGAGUCGGGAGUGUGGCCGCUGCGUGUGUCUUUGUUUGUUUUCCUGACGCAGAGUUUUUCCCCUCCUCCUUUUGGGGAAAGUGAAGGGGUGGAGCCAGGGGUCCAUGGAGCGAUAAUGAGGCCUGUUGCCAAAUUCUGCCCCCCUCCUGAGUCCACCACACUCGAAGGGACUGGAGCACAUUGCCAAAUUCUCCUCUGACCCAAAAGAGAUGUUGAAUAAUGUUUGGUCGCAUUAUUAAAGAAUCACAAAAUGUUUCUGAACUAUCCUGUAAAUAUGGUUCUAAGUUGCUUUCCUGUAAAAUGAUAACAUCAUGGAAUCGUCAUUGAUGAAUUGGCUAGUCUGGCCAUGAAACCUUAGCUACUGCUGUCACAAGACUAGAGGAAAUGUACAAUAUGUUUAAGUAAUGUCUUCAGCUAACAGUUGUGUGUGCAUGUGGACAUUGUCUUAGGUACAGACUCUCUGUGAUUGAGUUUCAACAUUGAAUGGAGCUCAGGAAUUAAAGGACUGAUUACUGCAUCUCCUCCUGCACCUCCUACUGGCCUACUGAAGCUCUCAACUUCCUGCUUGUAUAAUGCUAUUACUGUAAAAUGUAGUCUUCUUAUAAACCUCAUUGGUUGCUCCAUUGUGUAAUUAAUACACUGAAAUAUACUCUAGAAUCAUAUCAGGAAAUAAUCUUGACAAGGAAAGACCAGUUUAGUUUAAUUAAUGUCAGUGACUGGAUGAUUUUAUUAUCAUCAUACAACAUGCCAAACUACUCAAACUAUACUGAAGCUUUGGUUUAUUUUAAGAUUGUAGGACUAUCACUCAUUAUAUCAUGUUUUGACGCUACAGAAUUAAAAGAUCAUAGCACUUAAAGAGCUUAAACCCAACAUAUCCCCAAAUGCUCCCAUAUAGUCUGUCUGUUGUGUUACAGUCACAGUGGAUAACGUUUGAGUCUAGCCAACGCCAUGGAACAUCCAUGCUCAUUAUAUGAAUGUAAUUACUCUAAAUACAGGUUUUUAAUCAGACACUAUAUGGGUUAGGUUGAGCUCUGACAUUCUCCCACUGGAGAAACGGGGUCAUUUCUCCUCUAGCACUGAAUGUGACCUUUGUUAGGGGAAUUAUGGACACUUUAUACAUGUGACGAUGAGCAGAAACAAAGGUCUGGGAUUAAGUGGGAAAGAGAGGAAGAGAAACAAACCAGAGGGCAACACAUGAAAUAACACAAUAGAACCUCUGUGUUGCUCCAUUGCUCCACAGUCCCAACACUGUUUACAGACUUCCUGACUAUAAUGUAUGGUAUUGAGAGAGUUUGUUGUUGCAGUCAUUCAGCUAUUCAGAUUUAACCUAGAUUUCGCUAAAAAGAAAUAACGGUUAUAUGCAAACUACUUUCUCACUUUGAAUGAUGUUGUUUGUUUUGUUCAGAUUGUGACUCUGUGAGAAAAUAUAAAUCAUUUGUUCAUGAAUGCCUGCACAGUGUCAGAUCAGCAAUCAGGCUGUUUGUCAUCUGUCAGCUGGAGACAUUGACAGUGAUGUCCAAGUGUGUGUUAAAUGAGAUGUGACUCGUGGCUUUUCGCCGUCUGCGGACCGGUGGACGUCAUUGAAUGUGUGUGGUGACUGAAGAAACAGAAGAAAAAGCUGCAAAACAAACGGUCGUAAAAGAGUGAACCUCCUUGCUCAUCAUCAUCACGGCCCCAUUGUUCCUCCCUCAAUCGCUACUGAAUCGCCUCACUCUCAUUACAGAUUACAGCUUUAGCAGAGUGACUCUCCCCUUUCUGUGCCACAGUCCUUCUCUUGAUUAACAUUUUCUGCUAGGCUUCACACCAAAGGCACAACCUGUGUGCUUUAAAGGCCAUCUGAAAAAAAAAAAGCCAUCAUGCGCUGGAGUGGAAUCAGAUAAGGCUAUCAGGCAGGAGGUUUUAGUGCCUGGGCUUUGUCCUGCUCCUCCACCCGCCUUCGCUUCCUCCCUCAAUCUCUCACUCCACUGCACCUUUUGUCCGGCUGAUUUCCCGACGGAGUGGCCCCCUCGGUCGCAGAACCCCUGAUCUCCCUCCAGCACGGACUGCAGUGUGUGUGUGUGUGUGUGUGCAUGCGUGCGCACGUGUGUAAAAAUGAGUGCCUGUGGGCACACAUCAGGCCUGAGAGAUGCAAGGCAGAGGCCCAGGAAAGAGAAGCAGGCCUAGGAUAGAACAAGAGAGAGAGUCACCAUUAGGGGGACUGGAUCACUACCUACCAGGGACAGGACUGAUGGGACCUGCUUCAGCCUGCCCCACUCUAAAGAGAGGGGACGGGGGAUCCAUUUACUCUGUCACACAAGCUGUCAAUUCACUUCAUUGGAUUGAUCAGUGCACUGAUCCAGGCAGUGGGGUGUGUGUCUAUUGAAGAGUGUUAGAUUGGGGUCUGGGGGCUAGCUAAUACCCAGCCCAGACGCUGCUCAGGGGACCGAUCGUGUGACUCGUGGGUCUCAGCGAAAGCCCCUUCUCGUCACAGACAUUUGCAAACAGAUGUACACAGCCGCGCCGUAGGUUUUGAUCAAUCAAGCUUUAACAAGUCAAGUUGACUGGAUGCGAAUGUAACGCUUUGCAUGUGAAAGGCUGAGGCUGCAGAAGGCCUGGUUUUGAUUAGGCCUAAGCAGAUAAAUGGCAGAUUGAAACGGCCCCCUGCAACCGGGGAGCAGCUCAGAGGUCCAGGGGUUUAAGUCCAGACUGAUACAAACUCUGUUUCUGUUACAUUCUUCUGCUACCCAAUGAAUAGAUCCAUUAUUCAGUGGACUCUUUCUCAUCUCUACUGAAUUGAAGUGGAAGCAGCUUAAAGAGCUCUUCCCUUCUCUCCCCUUCUCUCCCUUCUCUCCCCUUCUCUCCCUUCUCUUCCCUUCUCUUCCUUCUCUCCCCUUCUCUUCCCUUCUCUUCCCUUCUCUCCCUUCUCUCCCUUCUCUCCCUUCUCUUCCCUUCUCUUCCCUUCUCUUCCCCUUCUCUCCCCUUCUCUCCUUCUCUUCCCUUCUCUUCCUUCUCUUCCCUUCUCUUCCCUUCUCUUCCCUUCUCUUCCCUUCUCUCCCCUUCUCUUCCCUCUCUCUUCCCUUCUCUUCCCUUCUCUCCCCUUCCUUCUCUUCCCCUCCCCUUCUCUUUCCCCUCUCUCCUCUCUUCCCUUCCUUCCCUUCUCCUCUCCUCUUCUCUUCCUUCUCUUCCCUUCUCUCCCCUCCUCUCCCUUUCUCUUCCCUUCUGUCCCCUUCUCUCUCCUUCUCUCCUCCUUCUCUCUCCUUCUCUCCCCUUCUCUCCCCUUCUUCUCCCUCUUCUCUCCCUCUUCCCUCUUCCUUCCUUUUCUCCUUUCCUGCUCUCCCUUCUCUUCUCUCCCUUCUCUCCCUCUCCUUCUCUUCUCUUCCCUUCUUCCCCUUCUCUCUCCUUCUCUUCCCUUCUCUUUCCUUCUCUUCCCCUCGCUCUCCCCUUCUCUCCCUUCCCCCUUCUUUCCCUUCUCUCCCCUUCUCUCUCCUUCUUCUCCCUCUCUCCUCCCUCUCUCUCUCCCCCCCUUCUCCCUUCCCUUCUCCUUCUCCUCCUCGUCUCUCUCCUUCUCCCCUUCUCUCCUCCUUCUCUUCCUCCUUCUCUCCUCUUCCUUCUUCCCCUUCUCUCCCUUCUGUCCCCUUCUCUCUCAUUCUCUCUCUUCUCUCUCCUUAUCAUCUCCUUCUCUCUCCUUCUCUCUCCUCUCUCUCUCCUCUCCCCGUUCUGUCCCCCUUUCUCUCCUCCUUCUCUCUCCUUCUCCUCCCCCCCCCCUCCUUCUCUCUCAUCCUCCCUCCCCCUUCUCUCCCCUUCUCUCCCCUUCUGUCCCCUUCUCUCUCCCUUCUCUCUCCUUCUCUCUCCUUCUCUCUCCUUCUCCCUCUCCGUUCUCUCUCGCUUCCUCUCCCCUUCUCACCUCUCUCUCCCCUUCUCUUCCCUUCUGUUCCCUUCUCUCUCCUUCUCUCUCCUUCUCUCUCCUUCUCUCUCCUUCUGUCCUCCUUCUCUCUUCUCUCUCCUUCUCUCUCCUUCUCUCUCCUUCUCUCUCCCUUCUCUCCCCUUUCUCUCCUCCUUCUCUCUCCCCUUCUCUCUCGCCCCCUUCUCUCCCCUUCUCUCUCCUUCGUCCUCUCCUUCUCUCUCCAUCCUUCUCUCUCUCUCCCCUUCUCUCCCCUUUCUCCUUUCUUGCUUCUUUCUCUUCUUCUCCCCCAGAUUUGCUUUCUGAAAUUGACGUGGAUUAGCUAUCAUAGUAAACGAGCUGUAGUCCCUUAAUUUGCUAUCUGAAAUGUUGACCACUGUAGAGUUGUGGCAUCCUCAACAUUCGUAUAUAUAAUUUCCUAAAUGUGUACUACGUGCUCAAACCCUUGUACUUGUAUUACGUUUUUCCCCUAAAGUGAGUUAUUAUGCCUUUUUCUCUUAGUCAAUCAAUACAUUGACCUCAGCCUAUCCCAGGUCCGUAAAAACCUGUCUCUCUCUCUACACACACAAAGACGUAGCUGCCAAGUGCCACACGAGGCCCCUGAGUGUGCUGCCUGCCCGGCUGGGGACCCCCCCCCCCCCCCCCACCACCAGGGCUGCCGCCUCACAUUGAUAAAGACCAGACUCUCUCAUACACACAUACACACACACAUACACACACACACACACACACACACACACACACACACACACACACACACACACACAGACACAUGCACACACCUGAAGCCUGGCAUACUGUAUAUCUAGAUAUUAUUAGAAAUCGUUCAAAAUGCUCACAGAUUUAUUGUGAUCGGUAUGAAAUAAGAUAUAAACACAGUUUGAGAUAAUAUUCCGUUUAUAUUUCAGUUUGGUGAUGCGUGGUGAUGUGUGAGGAUUUGUAAGCAGUUGAUUUGAAUUGAACACUAUAGCAGAGGGCAGUGUGGCUUCUCUUCCCACUAGAGAGCCUGUUAACACAGAGGUUUGGAUUUACUCUCUUCUCCUCUUCCUUUCUUUCUGGCAGUCGACUUCUUGGCAAAGUAUUGCAUUUUCAGCCAGGAGAAGCUGGCAGAAUACAAAAGGGCUUUUGAAGCGGUAAGUGAAAGGGGAUUUAAACCCUCUCUGUUCACACUAUGCCUCAGAUACACUCCCUCUUUCUUCCUGGUUUUCUGUCUCUCUCUUUCUCUAGUUCUUACUCUCUCUCUCCUUUUCACUCUUCCUGUCUCUCUCUUUCUCUAGUUCUUACUCUCUCUCUCUCCUUUUCACUCUUCCUGUCUCUCUCUUUCUCUAGUUCUUACUCUCUCUCUCCUUUUCACUCUUCCUGUAUCUCGUGAUUCUAACUUUGCUUACAUGAUGAUGUUGUUGUUGUUCAUUGUGAUGAUAAUGUUGAUGAUGACGAUGAUGAUGAUCCCUUCAGGUGGACAGCGAUGCUGAUGGUUACAUCUCCUGCCUGCAAGUGCUGCUGGCACUAAAGAAGAUCAUCCCUCCAGAGCUGCUCUCUGAUGAAGAAGAGAUAUAUGUCUACAGGGUAAAUACAACACACACACACAGACAUACACCUUCUGUAUCACUUUGACCAUGAUGGUUUUUCUCUCAGAUCCUGGAGAUGGUGGACUUCAGGGUGACAGAUGGACUUACAGACCUAAGGCUCUUUGCUGUGAUUGCAAGCCUGGCGCAGAAAAUAGCCACAAUGGAGUGAGUAGUCCAAGUCACUAAUCCAACUCCCUUUUCACAAUGAAGUAUCACUGACCCCCCGACCAUAAAUAAGAAUAAUAGUGUGUGUGUGUAUGCAUCAGUAUGUAUAUCCACUGUGUAUGCAUCACUAUGUCUGUCCACUGUGUAUGCCUCUGUGUGUGUACUGUUUUGAGUGUGCUUGUGUAUGCCUGUGAAUAUAUUAAGACUACAACACACCUAGUUAGGCCAUUAAAGCCGACCUGGGCGGUCAUGAUCCCAAUACAGAACCCCAUCACACUGAUUAGAGUUUGGGGCCUCUGUCACUACAUUUUGUCCCAUAUUUUUAUUUUUAUUUAUUUCACCUUUAUUUAACCAGGUAAGCCAGUUGAGAACAAGUUCUCAUUUACAACUGCGACCUGACCAAGAUAAAGCAAAGCAGUGCGAUAAAAACAACAACACAGAGUUACAUAUGGGGUAAACAAAACAUAAAGUCAAAAAUACAAACAGAAAAUAUAUAUACAGUGUGUGCGAAUGUAGUAAGUUAUGGAGGUAAGGCAAUAAAUAGGCCAUAGUGCAAAAUAGUUGCCACAGAUUCCCACACACUGCACGUUUCUCCCUGGCUGUGGUUUAUGGCUGAGUACUGAGUACUGUGAGCAGGGCCUGCCUGAAGCUCCAGGGGUCUCCAGGGGUCAGGGGCUGCUCUGGGAGACACAGCCCAGUGUGAGAGCUCCCUCUCAGGGUGGACGCGGCCAGGGUCAUGGGUCCCCUGAUUUACGGCUGGCCUUUUGUGCGGCCCCGUGAAGAGGAGAAGAGGCUCCUACUCAGCCACAUCUAUGCCUAUAGACUGACUGACUUCUCCAGAAAUGGAGAGGGACUGACUGGGGUGUUUAGUCUGGAAAGAAGUAAUUAUGAUCGUGAUGAUUAAUUUUAACGCCCAAUGAAUGGAAAUGGAACUCUUUUCAGAGAACUUGUAAAUGGCUCCUGAAUAUAUCUAACAGGGACCACGCCCAAUCAUUAACAUCUCAGAUAAUACCAGCGUGUAAUAGUUCCAGAGAUAUUUUCAUCUGUAGGUCCUUAGAUGUAAGUACAAGCUUCAAGACAAAGAUUAGUCAUCUUAAUACCCUUCCCUAAAAAACAAUAGCGUCAGUCUCUCAUCUGGUCCUAGCUGAACUAAAUUGAUCCUGUUACCUGCUCUAAUCCUGUUGACUUUAGUCCUAGCAUAAAACUAAUCUGGAACAGUAGCCCAACAAUGCUACUCUCUGGCUGCCUUUGAGGAUUGACCAGCAUGAGUAUCCCAAAUAAUGAUAUCCCAUGCCCUUAUUUUCCCCUUCCCCCGCAUUUUCUAUCCUUCGCAAUUUCACUCCACUAUUCAAUCUAGUUCUCCCCUCUGUGCCUCAGUCUCUCUCUCUCUCUCUCUCUCUCUCUCUCUCUCUCUCUCUCUCUCUCUCUCUCUCUCUCUCUCUCUCUCUCUCUCUCUCUCUCAAUGUCUCUUUCUUUCUCUCUCUCUCUCUCUCUCUCUCAAUGUCUCUCUCUCUCUGCUCUGGCGUGUUGCCCCCUGAGUCCAUCUGUCCCUGUAUAACACUGUGCUUCUCAGCCCGCCUUGUACAUCGCUAUUCCCCCAGGGCAGGUCACAUGACCUGAGAGAGACAUUUCCAUACAGCAGUAGCCCACCAGAUCCAGGGUUGCAUUCCCUUACAGGACACCAGUGGAACCUCAUGCCACCACUGAAGCCCCCCGAACCUGGAAGAUCUGUAGUAGACUUUCACUACUAGUAGUCUUCCCUCACGCUGACCUCUGUGUGUGGGGGUUUUGUGUGAAGUGAUUGUAGUGUUACUAGUACAUUCUUUUUUAUGAAUCUAGCAAAAGCCACAUGAUGGUGGAACAGUAAUUCCCCAUGUUCCUGCCAAUUCACUAGAGUGACUCAGAGAACUGAGAGGGAGGAGGUGUUCAUUCAGCAAUGAGCGGGGAAACCUGAGACCCUAGACGGUCGAACCGCUCACUUUUAAAUAGACUGACCCACAAUGCAGUGUACCUCUCACCCUCUUUCUUCUCACUUCUGAGUCCCUCCAAAUGCAUUCCCCUCUUCUUCUCCCUCAGAACUGCUUUUAUUCAUUCUCUCCUUCCUUCACACUGCAUUCAGAACAACUGUGACCUGCUCACAUCCCCCUCCUCCAAAAACAAGUCUCAAUUUCUCCCUGUCACUCGAUUUAAAUUGGGUCAGCAUGCGUUUGCGUCCCAACACUGACCCCCAACCCCUGCCCCCCCCCAAUGGAGGAGUGACCGCCAAAAUGUUGGGCAUUACGUAAGUACGAAGUCUGCUGGGUCGUCCACAGCAGGGUGCCUUAGGAGGGCCAACAAAAGAAGUGGGUUAGGCUGCUAUUAUCCUCCUCACUGGUCCUUCCCGGACCCAUGUUUGGGGGCGGCCAUUAUCACGACUGUUCUUCCCUGCACCGUCGUUUGGGCUCUUUUACUGCAAACCAAGUGCAAUUAAUGAUCAUUAGCUGCCCUGUCUCCCCUCGUUCCCAUCAAGCCCCUCCCGUCUUGGCCCCGGUUGGGGAAGUGGGCCAAUCACAGCGCUUGGGGCACUCAGGCGUGCACUCAACUCGGUGGUAGAGUGCUGAUUCCAUUCUUUCCCCCUAACAGGCCAUUCAGCGCGUGAGCCGGGGCGGGGAGGGACGAGGGCUCAUUAGCACGGGGGGCUCGUUAGAGACCGGGGGACGGCCGUCGCUGUGCCACACGCUGGACAGGAGAGGUCUGUCCCAACACAAUCGUCUGUGUCUCUGUCUAAUUAUCUGAACGGGGACUAGAUUGUGUCGGUCAGCGAGUGGUCACAUUGCACCACAGCGUGCCCUGAUCCCGGUCUCCCCCUCCUCUUCCUCUAAUCUACCUCCACUAACCCCCCCCCCCCACUACCCCUCGCCCACCACCCUCACCACCCCACUCACUGUCUCCAUCCAGAGCAGUUUUAUCCGUUAGCUAUGGCGGGAUGUCCCCAUAUCCAUGGUCAUUGUUUGGGGGACAGGCCACUGUGAGCAACCACAAUGGGCUCAGAACACUUUACCAUCACGUCUCCCCAAACAUAGCGUCACAUGGGAGAGCCCCGCCAAAAAACACCCGCCACAGGGACCCAGACCUCCCCAACUGGGCUACCUCUCCUGUUUUUCUCUUUACUCUGUCUUUCUCCCCUUUACCCUAACAUUAUAGUGACACUGUAGAGAUAUCCACAAAGAGGUGGAGUGGGAUUCAUUUUGACCAUACGUGUGCAUAUUACAUUUAUUUGACAAAGAGGAUGUUUCAAAAGGAGAGGGGUUUUUAAGUUCUGAGGGACCAAAAGGUUUUAGAGUUGCAGUGUCAUGGUUGUCUCCUGAAUGACACUGUCUGGUGUUCUCUCUUUUUUUUACAGUGUAUUUAUGCGUUCCCUGAUAAGCAAAAUGGACUUCCGUUCUUUGGCGUUAAAGCUAUACAAAGCAAAGGUAAUGACAACAUUUGGUUUGUAUUAUCUCAUGCCUGUUGAAUCACCAUCUUCAGUAUUGACGAUGGUCUAUAGUGCCUUCAGAAAGUAUUCACACCCCUUGACCUUUUCCACAUUUUGUUGUGUUACAACCUGAAUUUAAAAUAUAUAGAUUAAAUUGAGAUUUUCUGUCACUAGCCUACACACAAUACCCCAUAAUGUCAAAGUGGAAUUAUGUUUUUCGAAAUUUGUAAAAAGUAAUAAAAAAUGAAAAGCUGAAAUGUCUUGAGUCAGUAAGUAUUCAACCCCUUUGUUAUGGCAAGCCUAAAUAAGUUCAGGAGUAAAAACGUGCUUAACAAGUCACAUAAUAAGUUGCAGGGACUGCAAUAAUAAUGUUUAACAUCUCUGUAAGGUCCCUCAGUCGAGCAGUGAAUUUCAAACACAGAUUCAACCACAAAGACCAGGGAGGUUCUCCAAUGCCUCACAAAGAAGGGCACCUAUUAGUAGAUGGGUAAAAAAAAUUAAAAUACCUUGAAUAUCUCUUUGAGCAUGGUGAAGUUAUUAAUUACACUUUGGAUGGUUUAUCAAUACACCUAGUCGCUACAAAGAUACAGGCAUCCUUCCUAACUCAGUUGCCGGAGAGGAAGGAAACCGCUCAGGGAUUUCACCAUGAUGGUCAAUGGUGACUUUAAAACAGUUCAGAGUUUAAUGGCUGUGAUAGGAGAAAACUGAGGAUGGAUCAACAACAUUGUAGUUGCUCCACAAUACUAACAUAAAUGACAGAGUGAAAAGAAGCUAGCUUGUACAGAAUAAAAAUAUUACAAAACAUGCAUGCUGUUUGCAACAAGGCACUAAAGUAAUACUGCAAAAGAUGUGGCAAAUCAAUUAACUUUUUGUCCUGAAUACAAAGUGUUAUGGUUGGGGCAAAUCCAAUACAGUACAUUACUGAGUACCACACACCAUAUUUUCAAGCAUAGUGGUGGCUGCAUUGUGUUAUGGUUAUUCUUGUAAUUGUUAUGGACUGGGGAGUUUUUCAGGAUAAAAACAAAAACAGAAUGGAGCUAAGCACAGGCAAAAUCCUAGAGGAAAACCUGUUUCAGUCUGCUUUCCACCAGACACUGGGAGAUUCAUUCACCUUUCAGCAGGACAAUAACCUAAAACAUGGUUUCCCAAACUCGGUCCUGGGGCCACCCCUGGGUGCACAUUUUGGUUUUUUACACUAGCACUACACAGCUGAUUCAAAAUAAUCAAAGCUUGAUGAUGAGUUGGUUAUUUGAAUCAGUUGUGUAGUGCUAGGCCAGGACCGAGUUUGGGAAACCAUGACCUAAAACCCAAGGCCAAAUCUACACUUGAGUUGCUUACCAAGACACCAUUGAAUGUUCCUGAGUGGCCGAGUUACAGUUUUGACUUAAAUCUGCUUGAAAAUCUAUGGCAAGGCCUGAAAAUGGUUGACUAGCAAUGAUCAACAACCAAUUUUGACAGAGCGUGAAGAAUUUUGAAAAGAAUAAUGGGCAAAUGUUGCACAAUCCAGGUGUGGAAAGCUCUUAGAGACUUACCCAGAAAAACUCACAGCUGUAAUCGCUGCUAAAAGUGAUUUCUAACAUUUAUUCACUCAGGGGGUUGAAUAUUUAUCUAAUCAAGAUAUAUUACAUGUUUUAUUUUUCAAAUGUUAGAAUUGUUCUUCUACUUUGACAUUACUGAGUAUUUUGUAUAGAUUGCUGACCAAACAAAUGUCAAUUAAAUCCAUUUUAAUCCCACUUUCUGAAGGCAUUAAUGUUUGCUUACUCCCUAACUGUAAAGGCCAUCUUUACCAUGUACAGUAUAGUUUAACAUUUACCAUAAUCACUCUCAUGAAGGUAUUUUCAUGCUUACAUCACAAGAUCUUUUCCAACCUGCGGUACCUCUCCCUCUUUCAUGGCCCCGGGAGGGUAAUUACAGUGAAAUAAAGACUUGGUAAACACUUUGAAGGGCAUUUCAAAUGAAAGCUUAGUAAAACUAGCUUUUUCCAGAACAACCAAGUGCAUCUAUAGAGAGAGAGAGAGAGAGAGAGAAAGGAGAGCGAUGAGAGAGAGACAAGAGGAUAGCAGAAGAAGAGUUAAUAGCGAGAAGAGAGCAGAUAGAGAAAGUAGAGAUGAGAGAGAGAGAGAGACGAGAGAGAAGAGGAGAGUGAGAUCUCGAUAGACGGAGAUGGAGACGAGGGAGAGAGUAUCGCCCUCCCUAGCGAGGACUGAGAGAGGAGAGAGAGAGAGAGAGAGUUCCUUUUCGCUUUCAUGGAUUACGGGGCCUUAAUCUCAUUAAAGUGCCCAGCGGUGUACCUCCCGCGCCGCUCCGCCCCUCCCUCCCUUUAAUCAGUCCUGAGACACACUACUACUCAUCUCAGAUGGACCAGGGCUAUAGGAUGGCCAUUCACAAGAGGCAAGGCAGCCCGUCGCAUUCAAAUGGGGAGGGCAGGCCGACGAGGCCGUUGAAAGGCACAUAGGGAACAUGAAAGCAUGUGGCCAUGGGUAUGGAAACUGAUUCUGGUCUAGGUGGAGGAAGGCUUUGUAAUUAUAGAGCUGGUAGUAGGGAUAGGGUUGUUAACUGGGCUGCAGGAGCUGGAGGGUAGAAAUGGGCUAAUUGCCAGAGGAUUAUACCCCCUCCCCCCAAUUAUUAUCUAGAAUGCAUUUAACUGUGAAAACAGGUGCACUCAUACAAAACUAGAAACAGGCCGAUGUAACAUGAGACACUAGGAGAGGCACACACCGACCGACACACACAUACACGAGACACACACACACCUCUGCCUUGACUAAACCAAGUCCACACCGUUGCAUAUUGAAAAGGCCUCUCUUUUUUCCACCUGUUUUGACAUGUUGUUUGUCUCUCUACAGCAGCUGUUCCUGUUCCUGCUGGAGGGGCAGACAGGGGGCACUGUGGCCCAGCAGGGCUGUAUCAGUGCAGAGCAGCUCCUGGUGGAGCUAAAGGCCGGGGGCAUCCGACCAGAACAAGAGGAAGCCAUCAAACAGGAGCUCCGACACAUCAGCUCCCUGGACCUGCUGGACUUCCUGGCGUACCUGCCCCUCUUCGUCCUCAUCCACAACUCGGUCAUCGCCAACCCACUGGAUGACUCCAGCAACCUG